Eutrema salsugineum is the source of this 1194-nucleotide messenger RNA. Its product is annotated as nifU-like protein 5, mitochondrial. The record is from RefSeq and is a predicted model, not a curated record. Gene Ontology annotation, cellular component: mitochondrion. NCBI's taxonomy places the organism in Eukaryota, Viridiplantae, Streptophyta, Magnoliopsida, Brassicales, Brassicaceae. The coding region runs from base 120 to 944 and encodes 274 amino acids. Gene Ontology annotation, biological process: iron-sulfur cluster assembly. The transcript has 6 exons. Gene Ontology annotation, molecular function: iron-sulfur cluster binding; iron ion binding.
UCUCCAAUCGCCGCCAUUCACACGUCGUACCAAGCUUCUCUUUCGCCGUCCGUUUUGCGAUUUCUCCGACGAAACACUGAUUUUUUUGAAUUUGAACACAGGCAACGACGCCGGAGACCAUGAAAGGGAUUGCUAGGCUUCUGAAUUCUCUUUCGCGAAAAAGAACUUGCGAGAUCUUUUCUUCGCCUUCUUCUCUUCUGAUUUCAUCACGUCGCCUUCUAUUUAUCUCGGCGGCGACGCAAUUUCCAACGAAUUUAUUGGAUGCCAGAACGGCUAAUUCUGCUCGUGAUUCUUCGUUUCCCCUGAAUUCGAUCUCACUGGGAGUGCAAAGGAGGACAAUGUUUAUCCAAACACAAUCAACACCAAACCCUUCUUCUCUGAUGUUUAAUCCUGGCAAGCCAGUCAUGGAAGUUGGAAGCGCAGAUUUUCCUAAUUCUCGUUCAGCUAUGGGUUCACCGUUGGCCAAAGCCAUUUUCGCCAUUGAUGGUGUUGUUCGAGUUUUCUUUGGGUCCGAUUUUGUCACUGUAACAAAGUCAGAUGAUGUAACAUGGGAUCUCCUCAAGCCUGAAAUCUUUGCAGUUGUAAUGGACUUUUACUCUUCUGAUCAGCCUUUGUUCCUUGAUUCACAAGCUGCAGCUGCCAAGGAUACUGCCAUUAACGAGGAUGACUCUGAAACUGUAGCAAUGAUCAAGGAACUCUUGGAGACUCGCAUCCGACCAUCAGUCCAAGAUGAUGGAGGGGACAUUGAGUAUUGUGGAUUUGAUACGGAAACUGGUAUAGUGAAGCUUCGAAUGCAAGGAGCUUGUAGUGGGUGUCCAAGUUCAUCUGUGACUUUGAAAUCAGGGAUUGAGAAUAUGCUGAUGCAUUAUAUAUCCGAGGUUAAAGGUGUUGAGCAAGAAUUUGAUGGUGAAGAGGAGGGAACAUCAUCUGGCCCAAUUGAGUAGAGUAACAGAAGCGCAUUAGAAAAACUUGAGCCUUUGUUGCUGCACUUAAAUAUACAGAAGAAUAAUAAACCAGAGGUACAUUAGCUUUGUCAUAGUUGUUGAAUUUCAUCAAACCUCGGAAAACUAUAGACUACUGAGGAAUCAUGCGUUAGGUUGUCUGAUUUAAACCCAGUAAUUGAUUUCUUAUGGAUUGUAGUGGCUCGUAUUGAGCAUUUAACUGUAUUUGAAAUGGUAAAGAUUUGUUGCCAAA